UUUUCCGAGUCACGCAUUUGUGGUUACUUCACUAUUUCCGGUGACUGGCCAAUUCGGCGAGCUGUAUUGGUUUACCAACGAUUACGGUGGAAAAAAUUCUAGGGUUUUCUGAUCGGAGAACUGGGUUUUUCUCUUCUCUCUUUAGAAGCUCUGGAUUCUUUUUUUUUUUUCUUUUAAAGAAGAAGCUGGAUUCUGGGUCGAACAAAAUCGAUUCUUUUGUUUUGGCUGUCCAACAAAUUUCAGGAUUGAAUACAUUUAUUAUAGCCUGCUAAGUUGAAUAUGACGAGGAACAACACGAGGAAGUCUGCCCUCGCUAACACAAUUGUGAACAAGGAAAUCAUUGUGAUUGAGUCAGAUACAGACACAGACACAGAUGAAGUUGGUGCUGGAAUGUUGGCUCUUUGUGGUGUAGGGAAUGCACCAGGGGAUGAUACUUUAGCUAAGAACCCAGAGAAGUCUGAUGUGGCUAAGACCAUUGUGAAGAAGGAAAUAGAGAUGGAAUCAGACAUAGAUGAAGUUGGUCCUACAAUGCUGGCUCUUUGUGUCCAAAUGGAUGAAUUAGGGAAUGGUUCAUUAGUUAAGACCCCCGAGAACUCUGCUGUGGCUAAGACCAUUUCGAAGGAGAAUAUGAUUGAGAUUGAGUCGGACACAGACACAGAUGAAGUUGGUGGUAGGAUGCUUGCUCCUUGUGGUGCCGAGAAUGCAUCAGCGGAUGAUGUUUUAGCUAACAACCCCAAGACUUCUGCGGUGUUUAAGACAAUUGUGACGAAAGAAAUAGAGACUGAGCCAAGCAUAGAUGAAGCUGGUGGUCGAUCGCUGGCUCUUGGUGAAGUGAAUGCAUCAGGGGAUGAUACUUUAGCUAAGAAUUCUGCGGUGGCUAAGGCCAUUGUGAAUCAGGAAGUUAUUGAGAUUGAGUCAGACACAGACGCAGGUGAAGUUGGUGGUAGAAUGCUGGCUCUUUGUAGUGCCGAGGAUGCAUCAGGGGAUGAUGUUUUAGCUAAAAAUCCGAAGAAGUCUGAGGUGGCUAAGACAGUUGUGAAGAAGGAAAUAAUUGAGAUUGAGUCAGCUACAGACACAGAUACAGAUGAAGUUGGUGGUAGAAUGCUGGCUCUUUGUGGUGAAGUGAAUCCAUCAGGGGAUGAUGCUUUAGCUAAAGAUGGCGAAACCAACAGAACCAAUAUGCAGAUUGUUUGUGCGGAUGAUUACGAUUCCGGUUUGGUUCAUGAUUUGGAAUAUCAAAAGUACUUGGCACAUUAUAGUGAAAUCGGGAAUCUAUAUAUGCUUGAUGACAAUGUUAGGGAUAGUUCUCCAGUGCGUAAUAUGUACAAUGUCGAUCAUGAAGUAUCUGAUAGAAGUAAAAGCAAAGCACUAAUAAUCAAGAAGAGUAGAGCAGGGAGAAAGGCGAAGUCGCCUAUGGUUUCUAGUGUAUCUAAGAGGUUGAAGAUUGGGAAUGGUAGUGCAGAUCAGAACUUGAUUUCGAGGACUGUCUUAAGGACCCAAGAAACACAACAAAUGAAAGGAAAUGCUCGACGUGGAAGAAAGAGUUCUGUAGCCAAGGACUGUAUCGAAUUAAAGCGUACAAGUUAUGUCAGAGAUACCAAACAAAAGAACGGAGAUGCUCGACGUGGAAGGAAGACUUCUUUGGCGAAGAAAGACGUCAUAUCAAAGCAUACGAGAAAUGAUGAGUCUCAGACGAUUUUUAGAGCUUCAAAGAGACUGAAAACUGAAAAUGGGAAAUCAGAUCAUAACUGGACUUCAAAGAGUAUCCCAGUGGUUAACACCAACGGUACCAAACAAACGAAACGAGAGGCUUUGCGGCGAAGGAAGACCUCUGUGACCAAGCACAAUGAUGAACCAAAGUUAUUUCACAUUUUCAAACUUGGCAAGAAGGAAAGUAAAGAGAGCCUAUCGUCAAUAGAGAAGAGCUAUUUAUAUUACGUAGCUUAUCUGAGAAAUUCUAUUACCAUUGUUAAAUCUGGUCGACAAGUAAAACCUGUGAAAGAUGUAGCGAGUUUGUCAGAUCCUGAUAUUAUUGCAGUCAGUGAUUACCCCUUUCCGGAUGGAGGCAAAACCCCAUUCGAGGCAACGAAAGACGGCAAAGUGAUAGAUCUUGAAGAUGGUGUUGAACUUGAACUUGAUGAUUUAUUCAACUCUUCGUUUAGCAAGAGGCUAAUUGAACUUCUCAGAAAUCCCUAUGAUGAAAAAGAGUACUUGCAACUCUAUACUGAGGCAUCACUCAAGAGACCAUUGACUCGGUCUAGACAGUUACGAGAUGGAAGAGAGAUUGAAUAUAAUGUUGAAGACCAGUUGGCACCGUCAUAUCUCGAAAAGUAUACAGAUUUCAACAAGAUUUAUCAUCGUUAUCAGAAGGAUCUUCCUCGAGCUUUAAACCUGUUGCGCGGAUUUUUCUUUUAUUUAGAGAACAUAGUUCUUGAAGGUGCAUUCAAACCCUGGCUGCAUGAAAAACGUUUGACAAGUUUGUGUGUUGAUGCUAGAGAAUGCAUAAAUAUUGUUGGCAACAAGUAACUCGGCACCACACUGCUCUUAAAGUACAUCUUAAGUGAAACUCAAGACUCUAUAAGAAAGUCUUGGAUAUGAAGCGAAACGAGAGAUCCUACAAGAUUUGUAUUUGUAAUCUCUAGGCUUCUUUUAGGUCCAUCACUGUAUGGUAGUAGUAGACUACUAGUAAUAGUAGUGGUAGUAGUUUAUGACUUCAUAUUAAUAGCUGCAGAUCUGUGUAGUAAUCUGCAGUUCUUGAUUUGUAAACUGUAGUAUUAUAUAUAUACUCUAUAAAUCUUGGAAGCGAACUAACAAAUUGAAGAAAGGCCUAAAAGCCAAGAUUU
Molecule: messenger RNA, 2843 nt
Organism: Camelina sativa (false flax)
Lineage: Eukaryota; Viridiplantae; Streptophyta; Magnoliopsida; Brassicales; Brassicaceae
Source: RefSeq, a predicted model, not a curated record